AUGAGGGAAGUACAAAGUUGUCGACUAGCCCUCGACCCAUGUAAGGCAGAUAAGACGAGCCCUGGAACCUUCUUUCACGUCCAUUGGUCGCCUUGUGUAGACUGACACCUCCACCGCACGCGAUCGUUGCUCCGCCCACCCCUCGUCCUGAAGCCACGGGAACCUCCAAGGGGGACAAUCUUGGAGGGAAGGGAGGGCCGAAAGGUGGCGUGUAAGGACAAGGAGGGCUGCCGUACGUCCGCGCGUUUGUGGGAUAAAUGGCCCUUGUCGCCUAACGCUCGCUCGCGUGACAUGGAGAAGAUUGCCUGACGACCCCCCUAACCAAUUACACCCAAGCCAAAUUUCGUAUCCACGGUCGAGAGUCAAGCCGCGUGGUGGCUGCCACACACUUCAAGAUCGGUAAACAUUUGCUGGUCACGGUGUAGUUGUCAACAGACAUUUUGCUUGUAAACAAGUCGACGUUCCCGUGUUUUUCUGCUUGGACCUGCGUUAUACUGUGUGCUUCAUGUGUCUUUUGGCUUCUGUAUCGAUGCUUAACACCUUCAGGAAUAAUCUACCCACAAAAAGCUAGUAUGUCUUGGAUUUCUUUGAAUGAAGUCAUAUCAGUGCCAGUGUUUUGAAAUUGAUGAUUUAUCGGAAGGGCGCUUCCGUGCUGCCUUCGUCGUGUGGGGAAAAGUGUGACAGAUUAUGAUGGACGACGACACCGCAUUUGAGGACAAUAUUCACACGGAUGCUGGCUCGGACAUGUCAGAUCCACUCAUCUCUGUUGACGAUCUGGACUCUGAAGGAGAAGACGAGUCCUCCGGAGAUCGCUUUCUGCUCUCCCCCGUGUCUGCCUCCAAGGCGGAAGACAGCUGUUCCUCCCUGUCGUCCAAGUUUGGCAAGGACCGCGACAACGGACGAGGAUCCGGAGGAAGUCUCGCCUCCAAGCUGAAGAAGAAGAGCGCGCUGGCCAGCAAGUGUUUGGAUGAGAAGGAGCUGCAGAAUCUACGGUUAAAGAUCAACAGCCGCGAGCGGCGCCGCAUGCAUGACCUCAACGCCGCCCUGGACGGCCUGCGCGAGGUCAUGCCCUACGCCCAUGGACCCUCCGUCCGCAAACUGAGCAAGAUCGCCACGCUGUUGUUGGCUCGAAACUACAUCCUCAUGCUAAACAACUCGCUUGAGGAAAUGAAGAAACUGGUGAGUGACAUUUACCAGACUCAUCCGCCCCCUGUGCGCGGUGGCGGCGGCGGAGGCGGAACAGCUGGCGGCGGCGGACACCACGCUCAACUGCACGUGCCUCUUCCUGCCGUGCCAUCUCCCACCACGGGACCGGCCCCAGCGCCCCAUCCUCCUCAUCAUCAUCCUCAUCCUCAUCAUCUUCCUCACGUCCAAGUGACGCCCACACUGUCCCUGCCGCUUCACGGCCAACCGACGACGCCGUCGUCUGGUCGGCUCCCGUCACCCAGGGACUUGUCACCGUCCACUUCCCCCACCAAAACCAUCAGCACGACCACCGCCACCACGGUGUUCGCUUCCCUCGCUUCUCAGAGUCCUGCAGCUGCAACGCAACCCUCCCCGUCACCCCUGCCACACGACCACCGGUCGCUCGUGUACGGCCGCUGGCACGUGCCCUGCACGUGUAGUCAUUGCCUGGUGGAGUCGGUUCGUUCCCCCUACGGUGCUCAUUUCAGUCGCUACCCGUAUUCAUACGUGGCGGCACAUGCGUCAUCGUUACAAAAGUGAUUUUUGUUUUCGAGGGAUGGGAAGCAAAGGAGAGAGUGAGAGAAGAAGGUGCAUAACCAGAAACUUUUGCCCUUAUAUUUGAUUAGCGUGCCAUGGGCCACGUGUGCUUAGACGAUGAAGUCGAUGCUUCUGCACACACCACUGUCGAGGACAGACGAAAGUGUUCAUUCCUUUAUUCCAGGGAGCAUUAUGUCAUGUGUUAGGGCGUGUGUCCCUGUGUAUCCCCUGUGGCGAAUGAGGAGUGUUUUUAGCUGAAUGUUGAUAGUGUAAAAAUUUCUACGAUACAUUAUUUCAACGAAUGUCCGUCAAUGGACGACAAUGUCCAUAAUGUGUAAACUUUUGACAUUUUACAAAGUGGUAAUAAUUUUAUUAGGACAACAAAUUAUUUAAAGUGUUGCAUUAAGUGAAUCCUUUCUUUUGUUAUUUGUAAACUUUACUUCUCCUCCCCGAGUGUUAUAAUAUAGAAUCUUUAAGUGCCUGAAUUGUUUACACUCUCGGAUGCUGUUGAUAAAUUUUGUAUUUUCUGCUAUUGCGCCUUAUCAUGGAUUAUUCAUUUAAAAUACAACAAAGGUUUGUUAAUGUUUUUUAUGAUGCCUUUUAGCACAAAACCUGAUACAAUUAACUGAAAUAAAUUGAAUUUAAAUGUACAUGAACAAUAUGAGUGUAAUGAAAGAACAAUAAUUAUAUUUUAAAGAAAGUACAGUGGAUGCAAACAAGCUUUCUCUUUCUGCGUUUUUGAGGAAGCCCCUGCGUGGAUACGAUAUCUUGUGUAUAAGACAAAUCUCAGGAAAACAAAAUUAUUCCCAAUAUCUCCUCUCUACGUAAUUAAACAUUUAAAGAUCUUUUCAUAUUUACCAAACUGAAAAAUCUAGUUUUAGGCAAAUCUCCUUCCUUUAAAAAAAAAAAUCCAGAAAAAUUCAGUUUCGACGAUAUAUCGAAAAAUAAAAUGCAGCUGUCAGAUUCUACACAAAUAGCAAGCAAUCAAUCGAAAGGACAGUAAUUUAAAACUAUUUUUGACUUCUGGAAGGUUGUCUUUGCAUUCAGAUUAAAACACUCCAAUUAGUUUAAGUAUGUAAUAAUGAAGGCUGGACACAAGUACUUGAUACGAAAUUAAUUGUGUUUUGCCCAUGUAUACUUUCUGUAAACGCAGUCCAAACUGUGAGCAUGCAGCUUGGGAAACAUUUGUUAAGAUAUGCUAUCAACGCACCAGGAAAUUACAUUGUCUGCUUUGAAUGCGAAUAUAAUUCUGUACAUUUCAAGUAGAUACUUUCGUGAGUUUAUGUUUCUUUCUUGUGAGGUUGGGGGCGGACGUGGGUGGGGAAAAAUGCAAAUAUAAAUAAAUAAGUAGGGUUGGUGAAUUUUAAUGUGGACCCGAUCUCUACUUUCCGCUUUGUUUUUGAUAAGUAUAAAAAUACAUAUUAGAGCAUUUACUACUUUAUAAUUGAAAUCUUGAGGAGAAACAGUUUGCAAAUGUGAAAUAUGUAAGCCAAGAAGCAUCGUAUAGAGUGCACUGUACUUCGCAACAUCCAAUUCGUUGUGAUGCGCCGGAUAACGACAUUUCAGUUAAAAGUGGGCUGCAUAAAACGUAUACGCACAGCAACGAAGUGGAAUAAUCUAUUUCUUACAAUAUAUCUCCGUUAUUAGAGAUGCAUGGCUGUACAGAAAAUGUUUUGCCAGUAGUUUUUCUCUGUGGUGUAUCUACUGAUCACACAAGGAAGCGGGCAUUCAUGUCCGUGAUUAUAUUAUUGUAGUGUUGCAUUUGAACAUUGUUGAAAGUAUUGAAUCUGAAGUUUACAGGAUGUCAAAAUUAUUCUGAUUACUUUCUUCGGAUGCGAUGCCUGUCAAUUUGUGGAUUGCAUAAUUUUAAAAAAGUCUGCUACUUUGGCUAAUUAAGGUGCCUUUUAUUACGUAACUGGGAAUAAACUGUUUUGAAAUAAAA
Molecule: messenger RNA, 3664 nt
Organism: Pomacea canaliculata
Lineage: Eukaryota; Metazoa; Mollusca; Gastropoda; Architaenioglossa; Ampullariidae
Product: oligodendrocyte transcription factor 2-like
Exons: 1
Coding region: 688-1725 (345 amino acids)
Molecular function (GO): protein dimerization activity
Source: RefSeq, a predicted model, not a curated record